Dracunculus medinensis (Guinea worm) is the source of this 487-nucleotide messenger RNA. Lineage: Eukaryota; Metazoa; Nematoda; Chromadorea; Rhabditida; Dracunculidae. The record is from the annotation of a GenBank genome assembly.
CAAAUUAACUGAUGCACUUCUUUGGCGAGCACAUGAUGUUUUUUUUCAGGUUGCGCCAAUUUUGGCACUUAUUUUGAGUGUCAGCCAAGCGUGUAUGAUUCAAGUAUCAUUAGCUGAUCGCGUGCAUGAAGUUCGUUUUCUACUGGGGAAAAUCAUUUCGCCAUUGCUUGAACAUAAUUCGAAGGGUAGUAAACCUGUUGAAGGAGCUUUUGAAUGUGUUUUUAUCGAUGAAAAUCUUGCCAUGAUGAAAUCAUGUUCGAGUGUGCUGCAUGAUAAUGUCGUAUCAGCAACAGUUUUGAAUGUUCUAAUCGUGUUGCAUGUUGCACCUCUUAUAGCGUUUGGCUAUAUUUUAUUUAGAUAUCUCGUUGAAGGCCACACUGAACAUCUUUUCUUAUAUGUUGAGAAUCUUGAACAAAAGUUUGACGAACACAUAGCUCAUCCUUCAGUGAAAUAUAACGAUGGCAUAUAUCCUAUCAGGUAUGUUUAG